AUGGCAGCGGCCGAGGGCACUCCGGCCCUGGCAGAAAAGCACCUUGAAGAGGACGCGGCAGUGCGGUGCUGUGCGGGGAGUGGAGGAAUCGUGAGCCCCAUGCCGCCCCUGCGCUACUCCCUGCAGGACCUGCCUCCCGAGCUACUAGUGAAGAUCUUCGCCUUGCUCCCCGGCACCGACCUGCCCUGCCUGGCCCAGGCCUGCACCAAAUUCCACCACAUCCUGCACAUCGACAGCAUCUGGAGACGGCGCUGCCGGGAGGAGUAUGGUGUUCGUGAAACCUUGCAGAAUCUGGAGACGAUAGGUAUGUCUUAUCGAGAAGUCUAUGCGAAGCUGUUCCACCCAUACAGAAAUAUUUUGGGAUUGUGGCAGCCAGAUGAUGACUAUAGAAGACUCCUGUAUGUAGCGGUGGAUGGCUUAUGCAUUACUGGUUGGAUGAACAGGCCUUGCCUUAACACCAAUGUGGAUGACCCAAUGCAAUUCAAGCCCUCUUUUAGAAUUCGCCUGACAGAGAGGAAAUCAGCCACUUUGGAGUACAUGGACGACUUCUACAGCUUUUCUCACAGCUGCCACAUGCAGAUUCGGAAGGACAGGUUCAGCAUCCAGUGGAUCAAGAGAGACCACAGAACGGAUUUACAAGCGCGGCUUAGGGGAGAAUGGGGGCGGGUGCUGGUGCGAGAGGACAGACAGCAGUAUGACUGUCUGACCUACCGUCGCCUCUACCUCCCGCCACACCACCCGGACGACCUCAUCAGACCAGGCCUCUUCCACAGCAAAUACGAUGGCUUCUGUAGAAAGAUUGCCAUGCUCAGCUUCCAUGGGAAGUAUGCCAGGGUAAGGGAGAUCAGGGGAGACUUGAUCUGGACGUUAGAGAUCCACCUCAUGCGCCACAUCCAUCUUCGAGAUGGCGAGUUCUUCCGCAACUUCAAUGAGCUCUCCUGCGUGGUCCAGGAGAUUAAGAAGCAGGUGAUCCGGGAGCAGCAGCAGGUGUGUUUCUAUGCCGUGGACACUGUUACCUUAACUGGCUUAGCCUACCGCGGGCGCUUCCCUGGAGUCUUCAUCCUGUUCGAUGAGAACCACUUGGGGUUCAUCUGGCAGGAGCUGAAAUACUUCAUCCUGUUCGGCAGUCAUCCUGUUCAGAGUUCAGAACACCUUCCAGAAUGUGGAGGCACCAUCUGGGCAGGCCUUCCUGGACAUGCUCUCGAACAUUCAGUCCACCAGACUGUGAGGAGCAGUUUGCAUGCACUUUGA
Myotis brandtii (Brandt's bat) is the source of this 1251-nucleotide messenger RNA. RefSeq names its product F-box only protein 31-like. Bases 1 to 1251 code for a protein of 416 amino acids. The record is from RefSeq and is a predicted model, not a curated record. Gene Ontology annotation, molecular function: protein binding. Lineage: Eukaryota; Metazoa; Chordata; Mammalia; Chiroptera; Vespertilionidae. The transcript has 2 exons.